GGGCGGGGCUGGCCGGGAGCGGCUCGAGGGGCCCGGAGUGGCGGAGUAGCAGCACAUGGAAGACAGUGUGCUGGACCCCAGAGGUGUGACAGCUCAGCAGAGCUUGGAUCGGAGUGGGGGGGCCCAAAAUGGAAUGCCACAAGGCAAGGCACAGGAGCACAGAGAGCAAAGACCACCCAGAAUCCCAGCAGAGACCUCCCGGGAUGCUCUGGGCAUGGCCUCUCGAGCCCCCCAGCAGAGCAGCCAGCUGGCAGAGGAGAUCCCAGGCUUCCUGGACGCCUUCCUCUGCGACUUCCCAGCGCCGCUGAGCCUAGAGAGCCCUGUGCCAUGGAAGCUCCCGGGGACAGUGCUGAGCCAGGAGGAGGUGGAGGGUGAGCUGGCCGAGCUGGUGAUGGGCUUCCUGAGCAGCAGGAGCGCCCCACCACCACUUGCUUCAUCUCUGGCCCACGAGGCAGUUUCCCGGCUGCUACAGACGGACCUUUCUGAGUUCAGGAAGUUGCCAGGGCAGGAGGAGGAGGAAGAGGAGGAAGAUGACGACAAGGAAGAGAAGGCCCCUGUGACCUGUGAGUUCUCUUCCCUCUCUGGCCUGGAGGCUUAGCAGGCGACAGACUCACCCGCCAGAUGAGGGACGGGGUGGGGGUGAGGGGGUGGUGCCUUUCCUGGUUUGCUGGUGGAAGGGCGGUCGUGGGCAGCACGUGGCUGAGGGCCACGGAAGGGCAGCGGCCACGCGUGCUCCUGACGGUGCGGCGGGGUCAGGAUGCAGAAAGAGCGCCCACUCCAGCAUCAGGUCGGCAGGGGGAGCGCAGCCGCCGUCUCCCUGAGCUUCCGAACUGCCCAGGAAAUGAAUAAUGCUUUUCCCGUUCUACGUGGGAGGAAGCUGAGGUGGCACCUUGGUCGCCCACUUGCUCUUCUGCCUCAGCUGACACUGCUUCAGGGUGGCGUGGGAGUCAGGAGGGUGACGUGUGCACGGCUCCUGGGGGCGGCUUCAGGGUCCAGCUGGUAGAAAAUGCCAGCACUUGGGCCUGUUCCCCGGGCUGAUCCAACUCGGGACCCCAUCAGAUGGGGGCUCCAUGGCGUCUGAGGGCUAGCUUGGGGAGGGGCCGAAGGGGCCUGUGGGUCGGCCUCCUCCUGGGAUACUGGUUAGCAGGGCGCACCCCAAGCCACCCGGCACAGCCAGGGGAACCCAGGAAUGGGCAGUGAACCCCUUCAUAAAAAGUCAGGGCUCUUACUUUGCAUAUCUUUCUUUCACUUUCCUAAUACAGUAGGCUCCCCUCAUCCGAGGGGGAUGCGUUUUAAGACCCCCAGGGGAUGCCGAAACCACAGAUGGUACCAAACCCUAUAUAUACUGCAUUUUUUCCUAUACAUGCGUACCUAUGAUAAACUUUAAUUUAUAAACUGAGCACAGUAAGAGAUUAACAAUAACUGAUACUAAAAUAGAACUGAUACUAAAAUAACGAUGUACUGUAAUAAAAGCUAUAUGAAGGUG
Leptonychotes weddellii (Weddell seal) is the source of this 1486-nucleotide messenger RNA. NCBI's taxonomy places the organism in Eukaryota, Metazoa, Chordata, Mammalia, Carnivora, Phocidae. The record is from RefSeq and is a predicted model, not a curated record.